AUGAAUAAUCCGGCGGCCGGAGAUGCUCCGUCACAUUCGAACAAAUUGAAAACGACGUUUUCGCCGCCCCAACGACAGUUUCCUAUUGAGGAACUUUUCUUCACUCGUCGCAUUUCUUCAAUUUUAACUCGAUACUUCAUCUGUUUGUACUUUGUGAUAGGUUUGCGUUCAUUCUCUUUUAUAAAGCUCUCAUUAGUUAUAACAAGGCCCGUUUUGGGAAAUUCUGAAAGAGGAAUCAACAAGAGUAAAAGCGUUGAAGGGGCUCUCAAAUGCAUUUGGAUACGCUUGUUUAAGGCGGCCGAUCCUAUUACGGUAGUUUAGAUAAGUUUUUCGGUAAGGAAAUAAAAUUUUUUUUUGACUCAUCUUAUCUUGUAACCCCGAGAAAUAGGUCCUUAACAAAUCGCAAAAAACAUACCAUUAAAAAAACUUCCUAGCUUCGAACGGACGGCGCAAUGUUGACCGGCCGCCGUAACACUCAUGCGUGUGGACGGAGUAAUCUAGAAAUAUUCGCUUUCUUGAGUUUUUGAGGGGGAAAACGACAUUGUAUCCGAUAACCUACAAAAAGUUGGUCUAUGCAACUUUGAAAACUUUAGAAAGCUUUUUUUAAAAAUUUUCCAGCCAUGCAUAAUGGUCUAGAUUUUGUAUGUCAAUAAAGGCAAACGUCUUUUUGAGAGUUAUAAAAAAUAUUGAAAAUAAACCACGUUAAUUAUCUUCAGGUGUUCCGGUGUUUUUGGUGAGAUGUUUCAUCGGGGCUCACGCAUUCUUGAUAGCCUGUCUUCUGCGGAAAACGACGGCGAUUCGGAGCGUCGUCAUGCGCAUCAUGUGCCUUGUUCUGGGCAUCGUCGUCGUCAAGCGCGGCACUCGGUUUUCAAUUCUUUCUUCUUUCAAAUAUGUAAUAGAGUCUCACUGUGUUUACAAACGUUGUUUCCUGAAUUACUGUCGAUUUUUUCUCUGCAAAUUAAAAUUUUAAAAAGUGAUCUUAGUGAAAUUUACGGGAAACUUCUCGAAAUUUUUAAAAAAAUUUGUCGAAUUGAAAAAAAUGAUUUGGAGUAAAUUUACGAUCCUGAACGUUUUCUUAUGAGCUUGCGAUUUUGUUGAAAUAACAAGUUCAAGAAUAAAAUAUCAAUUUAUGGUUUUUCUUAAAACUGUGAAACUGUUUGCUAUAACUGCACUAGGUGAACGUUUAUGUGAAUAAUAUUUUCAAAAAAACUUUUUCGAGUUUUUUUCGGUUUUGAUUGAAUUAAAUUGAAGAGAAGAGUCUGCCCGAGUUUUGGCGGCCAACCACGUCUCCGUUCUCGAUCACAUGGCCAUCGAUCUCAUGUCUCCGUGUUUUUUUGCCCUCCGUUUGGGAUAUCCCGACCAUCGUUCGCUGGUUUGCCCUUGACCUUUUAUCAAUUUCGGUACAUUCUGAAAAAGAAAUUGACCUUUCUAUUUUGAAAAAAAUACAGAAAUCUGUCAAAAUAAGAGCGUUACAAGCUUAAAAAAUUAAUCUUUUUAGGUGCUUCGGUUAUGUCGAGCUCGGCGCUUCUAGAGGAAGAACAGAACUUGUUAGACAGGUUUUUCAGUGAAAGAUCUGAAAUUGUUGAUAAUAAUGACUCUAGGCCAAAGAAUUGGUUGAGGCCGGACCUAUGCCGUUGCUCGCCUUCCCCGAAGGAGUUAUAACUAGCGGGCAGAAGGCUCUGAUCAAGUUUAAGUGAGUUUUUAGAAAGAAAUUGGUUUGUUUCUACGAUUUUUUCCGUAUAAAUUGGUUAUGCUUCUUUCUAACUUCGCGUUUUCUUCACAGAGAACCUUCUGAAAUGGGAUUUGAAUCAACAAUAAAUCAGGAAAAUGCAAAUAGAAGUAUAUUUCAUUAUAAGUCUUAGACAAUUGUUUAAGAAGGUUGCAUUAUUUUUCAGCAUUGUUUGAAGCUUUCAUCAAGCUGUCCCCUGCUUCAGUUUGAAACUCGAAAAAGUUUUUCGAGUUUUUUAUUGGAACUUUUUCAGUUUCUUUCAAAUUACAAGUUGUCGAUUUCAGUUCGUGAAAAUUUGUACGUUCUCGAUGUCUUUUCGAAUUCACACAUCCAAAUUCAGCCCGUGGGCCUUCGAGGUAGCGGAUCGGGUCCAGCCGGUGGCCGUUCGAGUCUGGAGACCUGCGUUGUGGGCCGUCGCGCCGGCACACAUCGCCUCGACGUGGUGGAGCGACGUCUUCUUCUUUUUCGCCCUCCCGUUCACCGUCAUCAACAUCACUUUCCUUCCUUCGCUGCAGAAGAACCAAGAGGUUAGUAUUUCGAAGUACUUUUGGAUCUUUUAUAAAAUCUCUGAAGUCAUACUUAAUUUCUUUUUUCUAGGUUUGAAAAAGAAACGCUUAUUUUAACUUUGUUGGCCGGUCAAUUGUUCAUUUUUCCAAGCAGUGUUUUUAAUAUUGGAAGCUAAAGCUUUAGCAAAAAAUUUUUUUAAAAAUUGUCUUUUCAUUUUUUUUUGUUUUUUCUUAGUAUCUGAUCAUCAUAAUUUUCAGGAAACGAGCGAAGAUUUUGCUCAGCGUGUUUCGAAGGAGAUCGGAGACGAACUGCAACUGGCAGUUUGCCAGUACGACACCCACGAUGCCGCAGAAGCCGCGAAGCGAUGGCGCGACGCUCGCGAAGUUCGGAGAGCGGCCGCCGUCGCCGCGAGCAGCGCCUCGACUAGGGUCCGUCUCUUCAGAAGAGCUCUCUGUGACGAUUUCAGAUGUAGGAAAGAGCGGCGGCGCGGAUUUCGGACCCAAAAGGCCUCGACGACGCCGCGAUGCGCAUCAAACAGUCGUUUCCUGCCUAUCACGUCGCUGUUAUACGGAGAGAUUUGGACAAAACCCGCAGUCAAGGGGUUUUCUUCUUUGUUUUUGGGGGAAUCAUCUUUUUUUUUUUGCAGGUUACUGUAGCCAAUAUAAAAGCUGGAAAGUUACCGAAAGACGAAGGUCAUUCAAGCGGAAAGGUUCGAAUUUGGAAUAUUUCAAAAAAGCUCUCUUUAUUGCUUUCUAUUUCUAUAAACGUUUACUUGAUACAGGAAUCCUCAUUUUUCAAGAAGGUAAUUUUAAGUAAAAAAAAAUAAAGCUGAAUAUACGCAAAUUAAUGAAAACCAACUUAGUAAAUAUUUUGUCGCCAAUUUUUUUCAAAAUUCUGGCGAAGUUGCAAACUUUUAGCGUCGUGGUGAACAUUAUGCUAAAAAUUUUUUUAUUCGGUGAAUCUAUUUUUAUGAAAGGAAGAAUGAGAAGGAUUAUACAAAAAAAUUUAAAAAAGGAAAAAAGCAAUUAACGAUAUACGUUCACGUUUCUUCUUUUUGAGCUUUUAAGAUUUUAUUCAUUAGAUCUCCUAUCCACAUAUUUUCCAAGUUAAGUUUUGUUUCGCACAUUGAUUUAUAUUAUUUCGAAGCGGAAUAAAAACCUUUGCGGAAUGAUGUUUUUGAAAGAAAAAAUUUUCUCAAAAUCCUGAAUUUGAUUUAUUCGUUUAUAGGUUUCGAUGGACGCUUCGUCUUGGAAGAAAGUUUAUGACGAUAGAAAAUGGAAUAUGAUUGAGACGAACCGCGCGAAAUAUCUCAAUCGUCUCAUUUCAUGA
Molecule: messenger RNA, 3565 nt
Organism: Caenorhabditis auriculariae
Lineage: Eukaryota; Metazoa; Nematoda; Chromadorea; Rhabditida; Rhabditidae
Source: the annotation of a GenBank genome assembly